CUCCGUAGCGCAGUGACAACACGACAGCACUUUGGCCGGACUGAGCCCGUGGCUAAAGCUAACGCGAGUCUAACGGGGAAAUCCGCGCUGUUUUUUGGAUGUGACUCGUGUAAUUGUGAUCAACACUUACCGAUUCGUAAACGUUCGUCUGCAGAGGAAGAUGAGGCUGAAGGAGAUUCAGAGGACGGCUCACCAGGCCUGGAGUCCUGCAGGACACCACCCCAUUCACCUGGCCCUGGGCACUUCGGCUCAGCAGCUGGACGCCUCGUUCAACACCACGGCCGCUCUGGAGAUCUUUGAGCUGGAUUUCUCUGACCCUUCACUGGACAUGGAGCUCAAAGGCUCUGUGCCCACGACCAACAGGUUGCACAGUCUGGUGUGGGUGAACUUUGGCCUCGGUGAGGACGGUUCAGGGGGCAGACUCGUGGCCGGCUCGGAGAACGGGACCGUCUCCAUUUAUAAACCCGAGGCCAUCGUCUCCUCCGCUCCCGACGCUCCCGACGCUUCCGACGCCGAGGUGGGAUCGUCCAACAAACACACCGGGCCGGUCCGAGCGCUCGACUUCAACCCUUUUCAGAAUAACCUCCUCGCGUCUGGAGCAAAUGAUUCAGAAAUCUACAUUUGGGAUUUGAACAACUUCAGCAGCCCCAUGACGCCCGGAGCCAAGACACAGCCCGCGGAGGACGUGAGCGUGAUCUCCUGGAACAGACAGGUGCAGCACAUCCUGGCCUCCGCCAGUCCCAGCGGGAAGGCCGUGGUCUGGGACCUGAGGAAGAACGAGCCCAUUAUAAAGAUCAGCGACCACAGCAACAGGAUGCACUGCUCAGGGAUGCUGUGGCACCCGGACGUGGCCACUCAGCUCGUGUUGGCCUCAGAGGACGACAGGCUCCCCGUGAUUCAGAUGUGGGACCUGAGAUUUGCAACCUCCCCUUUAAAAGUGCUGGAGAACCACACCAGGGGUAUUCUGUCCAUAUCCUGGAGCCAGGCCGAUCCAGAGCUCCUCCUCAGCAGCGCCAAAGACAAUCGUAUCCUCUGCUGGAACCCCAACACUGGAGAGGUGAUCUAUGAGCUUCCGACCAUAAACCAGUGGUGCUUUGACGUCCAGUGGUGCCCGAGGAACCCGUCUCUUCUGUCCACGGCCUCGUUCGACGGGAUGAUCUCCGUUUACUCAGUGAUGGGCGGCAGCCUGACCCCCCAACGGCACAGCACCGUCCACAAGAUCUCCUCGUCCUUUGACUCCAUGGAUCCGUUCGGCACAGGUCAGAUGCUGCCCCCGCUCCAGGUGCCUCAGCCUCAGACUCAGACCACCAUCGUCCCGCCGCUCAAGAAACCUCCGAAGUGGAUCCGGCGACCCGUGGGGGCCUCGUUCGGGUUUGGGGGGAAGUUGGUGACGUUCGAGUGCCCAAAGCUGCCGCCGGGUCAGAGUCCUCAGUCUGUGCCCAGGCAGGUGCACCUCAGCCAGGUCACCACCGAGACGGAGUUCCUGCAGAGAUCCAGAGAGCUCCAGACGGCUCUGCAGACCGGAGCGUUCAACAGCUACUGCCAGAGCAAGAUCCAAGAGGCCAAGAGCGAUGCCGAGCAGGACAUCUGGAAGUUUCUCCUGGUUAAUUUUGAAGAUGAAGCUCGUAUCAAGUUCCUCAGACUUUUGGGAUUCAGCAAAGACGAUCUGGAGUUAAAGAUUUCCAAGUGUCUGGGGCGAAACUACCAGGCGAACGGACACGGCGUCGACGCCAAAGACCUAGCGGAGAAAAUGCUGCAGCUCUCCUCUGAGAGAUCGGAGGAUGCCGAUGCUGCGGCUACAACCUCAGGCUCAGUGUCACCCGCAGAUUUCUUCAGCCAAACUCCAAAACAGACGACCAACUUUCAGAUCCCGGUUUCAUGCGACACAGACGGUUUGAUCAGUCAGGCGCUGCUGGUGGGAAACUUCGAGGGAGCGGUGGAUUUGUGUUUGAACGACGGCAGAUACGCGGAGGCCAUUUUGUUGGCGAUCAGCGGAGGAGAGGAGCUGCUGAAGAAGACGCAGCAGAAGUAUCUGAGCAAACAGAAGAACAGCGUGUCUAUGCUCAUCUCGUCAGUGGUGACCCAAAAUUGGAGGGACAUCGUGGAGAGCUGCGAGCUGGACAACUGGAAAGAGGCUCUGGCCGCUCUGCUGACCUACGCACAUCCGGAAGACUUCGCCCACCUCUGCGACACACUGGGCGCUCGUCUGGAGGCGGAGCAGACGGAGAAGCGCUGUCUUCAGGCCUGUCUCUGUUACAUUUGCUCUGGAAACAUCGAGAAGCUGGUGGAGUGUUGGGCGCAGCACCGAGACUGCUCCUCCCCCCUGGGCCUGGAGGAUCUCGUGGAGAAGGUCAUGAUGCUGCGAAAGUCCAUCGAGCGUCUCAGAAACGGCGAAGUCUCGGUCCAGAGCCCGAUCCUGGCCGACAAACUCACGCGCUACGCCGGCAUCCUGGCAGCAGAGGGCAGUCUCUCCAUCGCCGCGGCCUACCUGCCGGAGAACUCCGAGGAGAUCAGUAUCAAGAUGCUCAAAGAUCGUCUGUUCCACGCUCAGGGAGAGGGAACGCCCAACUACUCCUCCAGACCCAACCAGCCCGCAGCCAAACCCGCCCCGGCCCCCGCCCCUCAGCCCUCUGCGCCCAAAGCACACACCAUGGGUCAGUACCAGCCGCAGCCCCCUCAGCCGCCUCAAAUGCCCCAGAUGCCCCAGAUGCCCUCCCUCUUCACGCCUCAGUCUCCUACUUCCAACACCGGCCCAGGUCUGCCCCCUGGUGGCCUCGGGAUGAACCCCUCUGCGCCUAGACAGAUGAGGCCGUCCUACCCCCAGCACCCCCCUGCACCAGGUUUCAUUCCUCAGCCGCCAUUCCAGCCUCAGCCCGUGGGAGCGCCGUCCUCCUUCCCCCCUCCUCCAGGACCUAACAUGCCCCCCUCCUCUAUGUCAAUGCCCCCCUCCUCUAUGUCAAUGCCCCCCUCCUCUAUGUCAAUGCCCCCCUCCUCUAUGUCAAUGCCCCCCUCGUCCCUCUCCGGCCGCCCCUCCUCUCUGUCGGGACCCCCCUCCUCGAUGUCGAUGCCCCCUUCUUCCAUGUCUGGGCCCCCUUCGUCUCUCUCGGGACCCCUCCAACCUCCAGGCGUCCCUCCCACCGCCUUCAUGCCCUCCACCUCUCUGCCCUCCGGUCCUGUAGCGCCCCCCAGCUCUCAGCCCGGAGCGCCCGUGCCCAUGUACCCCGGCGCCAUCCAUACUCAGCAGGGACCGGCCCCCGCGAUGCCCGGGGCCCCCUUCACCCCCAUGGGAGCGGGGUACCCACAGGGGGGACCCGGAGCUCCUGCGGCGACCAUGCCCCCUCCCCCCACAGGCGUGUUCCCGUGGCUGAACUCGUCGACAGGGCCACAGGAAGGAUGGAACGACCCUCCAGCCGUGAGAGGAGGGCCCAGGAAGAAGAAGGUCCCAGAUAACUACACCCCUCCUGCCCCGAUCACUGCUCCUGUGAUGGGCUACGAGGCCCCUCAGCCCCAGGACCUCCACACACAGGUGCCUCCAGGGGCCCCCCAGGAGCCCACUGUACAGCUCCUGCAGCAGUUACCCGCCGAGCGCGUGGAGCAGAAGGAGAUCCCCUCUGAACAUUUGGUCCUGAAGUCCACGUUCGACAGUUUGGUCCAGAGGUGUCAGCUCGCGGCGGGAGACCCGCAAACCAAGAGGAAACUGGACGACGCGGCGAAGAGGCUGGGCUCGCUCUACGACAAGCUCAGAGAUCAGUCGCUGUCUCCUCACAUCUUAAACGGGCUUCAUGAGAUCAGUCGCUGUGUGGCGGCGCAGAGUUACCAGCGCGGUCUGGAGGUCCACACUCAGAUCGUCAGCAGCAGCAACUUCAGCGAGAUCUCCGGGUUCAUGCCCAUCCUCAAAGUCCUGAUGACCAUCGCCACGCGCCUCGGGGUGUAGCGGCGGGGGACGGACGCCGGGGGGCAGGCGACCACAGGGGGGCGCUCUGCCUCCAGGCCACAGUGUUAAAGUCACAUGUUGUAUAUUUAUUUCCUGUUUGUUUGUUUUUCGGCGCGGCGACACUCCGCUAAAAACACGGCAGCAAAACGGAUAGAAAUAAUAGGAGCUCAAAUGACUUAAAGGUUCAUUACGGAACUUUUCUGCCGCCCUGGAGAUUGAGAUUUGCUCGGAAUGUCCCGCAGUCCGGCAUUUACCCGUCUCGCUUCAUUGUUAUCAUUUCAAAAUCCCGCGUGUCGAUUUGGCGUACGGUUUAAAUCAGAUGCCCUACCUCCUUUUUUUUUUUUUUUUUUUUUUUAAUGUAACUUCGUCGAUGGAGCGUUGCCGCCAUGGAGACGUGACCGCUCUGCUGGGAAUGUUCCGCAGUACGGCAUUAACGCCCGACCGCCUCUCCACAGAGCUGACCCGUAACCUCGCCCGGCGUCGCCCCCCACGCGUUUGAGUUUAACGCCGUACUGCGGGACGUCGCGAGUGAAGCGGUGACAUCUCCGCGGAAACGAGCAGAAAGGUUACGUAGUGUGUCUUUAACUUGUUUAGAUUUUUAUUUUCUUUUUGUAUUUUGUACGUUUGCGUUUGCAGAACUUUGAAAAACAAAAAAAAUAAAUGUGGGAAGUAAUAAUAGAAUAAAUAUUAUGGAUCGAGACUGUGGUGAGUUUAAGAUGAAGUGAAUGUAUUUUGAUUGUUUUUGUUUCAUUUUAAGUACAGCCCUGGUUUGGAAUAAGCACAUUUAUACAACUCGGGGCAGAGGGCGGAGCAGAGGGCGGAGUCAAUAUUAAAGUGGCACAACAGUUUAUCCGUGUCAUUUUAAAGCGUCCUCUGAUCUGCUCUAAUGUUGCUCACACACAGACCUAGAGUUGUGUUUUGUUUCAUUCUCACACGUUUAACACACAAACCCUUCUUCUCUCAGACUGAAAACGCUCUGUUCCACCUUGUGAUGUCAUCGUGUGGUGAUACAGGAAGUGCUCCACUGUGUUUUU
Molecule: messenger RNA, 4968 nt
Organism: Periophthalmus magnuspinnatus
Lineage: Eukaryota; Metazoa; Chordata; Actinopteri; Gobiiformes; Gobiidae
Gene: sec31b
Product: SEC31 homolog B, COPII coat complex component
Exons: 27
Coding region: 161-3934 (1257 amino acids)
Biological process (GO): COPII-coated vesicle cargo loading; endoplasmic reticulum to Golgi vesicle-mediated transport; intracellular protein transport
Cellular component (GO): COPII vesicle coat; endoplasmic reticulum exit site
Molecular function (GO): protein binding; structural molecule activity
Source: RefSeq, a predicted model, not a curated record